AUGAUUUUCUCAUUAUUCACCACUAUUCGAGCUUCUCACUACCAUACACUUACUCAGGUAAGAGCUUCUGACAAAGGGUUACUCAUAACUCCUGAUUCCUGGUUUGUCAAGAUUGUUUCUACUUUCUUUCUUUGCCCUAACCCUUUGGAUGAUAGAUUUUUGGGCUAUUUCCAUAAGCACUUGACCCCUUCACUUGUGUUGGAGGUGGUUAAAAGGCUUAACAAUCCGAGCUUGGGUUUCAAGUUCUCUCAGUUCACUAGCGAAAGGUUGAAUGUGCCUCAUUCAUUCUGGACUUAUAAUAUGCUUGAGGUCCCCUUGCGAAGCAGGCUUGAUGUUUCAAAGGAAUUACUGGUUGAAGCUCACUGGAAUAAGGUUCAAGGAGCUUAUGAGAUCAGACCCUUGUAUAGAAACCUUUACUUUCAACAUUUUAAUCCGAGAAUUCACAAGGUUGAUAGAGCAUGUGAUUUACUGAAAGAGGUUUGUUUAAAUGUCAUUAGCUAUACAACAGUAAUCUCGGGUUAUUGCAGAUUGGGUGGCAUGGCUUUUGCGCUGGGCAUGCACAAGAAGAUGCUCUUGCAUGGUUAUCCUCCUAGUGUUGUUAAUUUAACUUCCCUAAUUGACGGCUAUUGCCGAGAUGGCUGGGUGAACCAUGGCUUGGACCUAUGGCAUGAAAUGAAUGCGAGAAAUAUCCCUGCGAACUUAUAUACUUUCUCUGUUCUUAUCAGUGCUUUGUGCAAGAGCAAUAGACUGCAAGAAGCUCGUGACCUUUUGAGACUAUUGAAACAGAGUGACAUUGUUCCCGUGUGUUUUGUCUACAAUCCUGUCAAUGAUGGAUAUUGCAAAUCUGGUAACAUUGAUGAGGCUAAUGCAAUUGUUGCGAAAUGA
This is a messenger RNA of Abrus precatorius (Indian licorice), 885 nucleotides long. RefSeq names its product pentatricopeptide repeat-containing protein At2g06000-like. Gene Ontology annotation, molecular function: protein binding. The transcript has 5 exons. Bases 1 to 885 code for a protein of 294 amino acids. The record is from RefSeq and is a predicted model, not a curated record. Lineage: Eukaryota; Viridiplantae; Streptophyta; Magnoliopsida; Fabales; Fabaceae.